UAUCCUUUUUUUAAACGAGAGGGAGGAACACCUUGGCAGCUUUGAGAAAAGCAGCAAGAAAAGAACUGGAGAAUUGCCCUCCCUCCCUGAGAAAUAUUUGGACAAGAUGGCCACGCAUUUGAGGCCGGCUAAUAAAAAAUGCACUGUGAUUGGUGGCUCAGGAUUUCUUGGUCGACAUCUGGUAGAGCAGUUGGUGGGAAAAGGCUACUCGGUCAACGUGUUUGACAUUUGCAAAGGCUUUGAUAACAGCGAGGUGCAGUUUUACCUGGGCAAUCUCUGCAAGAAAGAGGAUCUACUCCCAGCUCUGCAAGGUGUGACCGUGGUGUUUCAUUGUGCCUCACCUGCCCCUUCUAGCAACAAUCGAGAGCUUUUUUACAGAGUCAAUUAUUUGGGGACCAAGACAGUCAUUGAGGCUUGUAAAGAAGCUGGUGUCCAGAAAUUGGUGUUGACCAGCAGUGCCAGUGUUGUCUUUGAAGGUACAGACAUCAAGAAUGGUACAGAAGAUCUCCCUUAUGCCAAGAAACCCAUCGAUUACUAUACAGAAACAAAGAUUCUGCAGGAGAAGGAGGUGCUAAAAGCCAGCGACCCAGAGAAGAAUUUCUUCACCACUGCUAUCCGACCACAUGGCAUAUUUGGACCUCGGGACCCUCAGCUGGUUCCAGUUCUCAUCCAGGCAGCCAAGAGUGGCAAAAUGAAAGUCAUCAUUGGCAACGGGAAGAAUUUGGUGGAUUUUACCUUUGUGGAAAACGUGGUCCAUGGACACAUCCUGGCUGCAGAACAGCUUCAAAAGGAUUCUCCGUUGUGUGGAAAGGCUUUUCACAUCACAAAUGAUGAGCCCAUUCCCUUUUGGGAAUUUUUGUCUCGCAUCCUCACCGGCCUGCACUAUGACCCUCCCAAAUACCACAUCCCUUACUGGCUAGCGUACUAUUUAGCCCUUCUCUUCUCCCUGGUUUUGCUACUGUUGAGUCCCCUGGUUACCAUUCAUCCCACCUUCACUCCCAUGAGGGUUGCCCUCGCUGGGACGUUCCAUUAUUACAGCUGUGAGCAGGCCAAACGGGACAUGGGCUACAAGCCGGUGGUUCGCCUGGAUGAAGCCAUCGCAAGGACCAUCAAGAGUUAUUCCCAUCUCCAAAGGACCACGUGAUGGUCUGAAUUCCAACCAGACAUCUCCUGAACCUCUUCCAUGGAUGCUAUGUAGGUUCCCUGAUUGGUCUUUCCCUUCAGUCUAUUUGCCAUGGGGAAAAGUCCCACUUUGGAACAACUUCUGAGGUUGAAAUACUUUCAAUGUCUCCAGAGUAGCUGCUGGCCCAGGAUGACCCAGUGUUGUACAGGGGCAUCUUUUGAUAAAAGCCUUUCAGAAAGGUG
Molecule: messenger RNA, 1365 nt
Organism: Protobothrops mucrosquamatus (brown spotted pit viper)
Lineage: Eukaryota; Metazoa; Chordata; Lepidosauria; Squamata; Viperidae
Gene: NSDHL
Product: NAD(P) dependent steroid dehydrogenase-like
Exons: 8
Coding region: 107-1144 (345 amino acids)
Biological process (GO): steroid biosynthetic process
Molecular function (GO): 3-beta-hydroxy-Delta5-steroid dehydrogenase (NAD+) activity
Source: RefSeq, a predicted model, not a curated record